GGGGGCAUCUAUGUGUCCGUGUAUGUUCCAAACAAAGAAAAGAUAAUGUCUUGAGGGAGGUAGUGGGAGGGCAGUCCAAAAUACUGUGUGCAGUAUGCUUUAGCAAAAUCCUGGAAAAAUGUGAUCCUGCUUGAAUGUCGUUUUACAGACAACACAGUUGCAGCAGGAGAGGAGGCUUGUGCAAUAAGGCUCAUGGUUCUUGGUUCUUGUAAUAUAUAGACUCCAAAGGAUUCUGGCCCCUGUUUCUUGUCCUCAUCAACUGUUCGCUCACCAUAAUUCAAACACAGAAAGGUAUUCCCAUCUAAUCUUGGGGCACAAGCAGGAUGGUAAGGAGAGGAAACAAUCCCUGAGAUACUCCAGAAUCAAAGCCAAUUCUGAUGGCACAGAAAGAGUCCCAUAUGGAAGUCAGAAAAAAGAGAAAGAAAGAAAAAUGUAUUCACUUUCUUCUCUACAGCCUGACUGCCUCAGUACAAUAUGCAAAAUACUUGUCAAUUAUCUGAUCAGAUUGCAUAAACCCCACUUGUUUGACAAAACAAAACGUAUUGUUUUAGAAAGCAAAUAAAAGUAGGUCAAAUCAGUGACUGCAGAGCAAUAAAAAAUGCUUUCCCACAACACCUGGGAAUAUGCUGACUGAGAGCAUGUUUUAAGCCACUGGUGGGAGAGCAGAUUCCCAAAACCCCAAGCCUCCUUGGGUGAAAGGUGGGGAAGGGAAGAGCAGUGUAAGCAUGUUUACUUUACAGUCACUCGGAAGUUGAAAUUUGUCUCUGAGAGAUGAUGACUCACUUGAGUAGCUCUAUAAAAGUCAACCUUGUCAUAAGAUAAAGCAUCAGACUUUCAGAAAGCUUAGCACCAUCCAGCAGAAUGUAUCCAAGUUCUGCAGCUGCCUUUUUCCUGUUGCUGGGCAUCUCAUGGUGCUUUAGACUACCAAUAUCAGAUGAAGAUGACAGUGAUGAAUUCACAAAUCAAGAUUUUGAAUUUGCAGAGCGCUAUCUAAAGACCCAUUAUAACCUCCACUCCAGACCUGCUGGCCUGCUGCGAAAAUCAGCUAAUACAUUUGCUUCCAAACUUCGAGAAAUGCAAGCAUUUUUUGGGCUGGAGGUCACUGGCAAACUCGAUGAAGACACGUAUGACCUGAUGAAACAGCCACGCUGUGGGGUCCCUGAUGUGGGGGAAUACAACUUUUUCCCCCGAAAGCUGAAAUGGUCUCAUAAUAAUUUAACAUACAGGAUUGUUAAUUACACCCCUGAUCUGAAAAAGUCUGAAGUGGACAGAGCAUUCAGGAAAGCUUUCAAAGUUUGGUCUGAUGUGACACCACUCAACUUCACUAGAAUUCGCAGUGGUAUUGCUGAUAUCAUGAUUUCCUUUGGAAGGAAAGAACAUGGUGAUUUCUAUCCCUUUGAUGGACCUUCUGGACUCCUAGCUCAUGCUUUCCCCCCUGGACCAAAUACUGGAGGAGAUGCUCAUUUUGAUGAGGAUGAACUGUGGUCAACUGAUUCCAAUGGAUAUAACUUGUUUAUUGUGGCAGCCCACGAGUUGGGUCAUUCACUGGGACUUGAGCACUCCACAGACCCUGGUGCACUGAUGUAUCCAGUUUACACAUAUACAGGAAACACGGGCUUCUUGCUUCCAGACGAUGAUGUACAAGGAAUUCAGACUCUUUAUGGUAAAGGAGACCAUGAUCCUCAUCCUGAUGAUCAUCCCAAAACUCCAGAGAAAUGCAGCCCAAACCUGGUACUUGACGCCAUCACAGAACUUAGAGGAGAAAUGAUGAUCUUCAAGGACAGGUUCUUCUGGCGUCUACAUCCCCAGAUGGUUGAUGCAGAUUUGGUACAAAUUAAGUCCUUUUGGCCAGAAAUGCCAAGCAAGAUUGAUGCAGCAUAUGAAAACACUGAGAAUGAUCAUGUGUUGCUUUUUAGGGGCCGGAAGUUUUGGGCUUUGAAUGGUUAUGACAUAGUAGAAGGCUACCCAAAGAAGAUUUAUGAACUGGGUUUACCAAGAUCUGUGAAGGCGAUAGAUGCAGCUGUCCACUUCAGCGAAACAGGCAAAACUUUCUUUUUCAUUGGUGAAAAAUACUGGAGUUAUGAUGAAAUCAACCAAGUGAUGGACAAAGACUACCCUAGACUUAUUGAGGAUGAUUUCCCAGGAAUUGGUAAUCGAGUGGAUGCAGCCUAUCAGAAAAAUGGUUAUAUAUACUUUUUCAAUGGAGCACUGCAGUAUGAAUUCAACAUCUGGAGUGAAAGAAUUAUUCGGGUCAUGAAAACCAACUCAAUCUUCUGGUGCUGAUUACAUUAAGAUGAGUUCUACACUGUGGAGUGAAUUUGUCACCUAUGAAAAAGAAGAAUCUGAGUGUUGAGAUUUCGCUGUUGUUUUGUAGCCUAGAAGCUUGAUUCUGUGAACAAGCCCUGGCACUGUAGCCAGCCACUGAUUUUAUAUUGUAUAUAUGGAACUGUUUAGUAGAACAAACAUCAGUCUGGAACUGAGUUAAAUGGAAAAAGUGAUCGUUAUCAUUGUUCAUAAGCAUUUUGUAGGGCAUUGCACUAUUUAGAAGUUGAAUGAUGAAGAAGGUAAUCUUAAUGUCAAGUUCUGAUGGAAAGAUUUCUUCUGUGCCAUUAUAGUAUUCAAGAGCUGAAGAUCAAUUAGCGCCUGGAGAAGGGCAUUUAGAACAUUUAGGAUAAAGUUAUCCCCAAAUCUCCUGAAAGUCCAGAGAUUACUUUAAAAACUUAGAGCUGUAUAAUGUGUCACUGGAAUGAUUCCUUGCAUUUUUCUUCCUUCCUUGUAUUUUAACGCUCUGUUUAUUCUGCCUAUUCUAUCUGCAUUAACCAAAUUGUAUUAGUUUAUAUAUUUAUUUAUUUAAAAAUAUGCACAGUUGGAAACAUGUAAUUUUGAAAUACCAGCUCCCAGAAACCUUCAGCCAACCACUCAAACUGGAUCUACACUGCCAUAUAAACCAUAUUAUCAAAGCAGAUUAUCCACAUGGAUUUUAUAUUGCAGUGUACAUCCAGCCUCAGUUUUCUUUACAGACUAGAUGCUUUGCAAAGGGUUCCUUCUCAUUUCCUCCCAAGGUGACUAACAGCAACAAAUGGAAAUGCUGAGGAGAGGCAAUGAGACUCAAUGCUCCUCCCAGCAUUUAUGAUGUUCUGACCACUGUAAAUUUUCUUACUGAAUAAUUGUAUGUUACUGUCACAUUGGGUUGGAAGAAGAAGCAGAACUAGUGAUUCUAGCUGGGAGGUUUAAAAAGUAACAUUUCCAAGUUCAUGUAAUAUCCCAGCUAAGCCAAACUGCCUAUAUAACAAGAGUGGGAAUAGGAAGUCCAAGGACCAUUUGUGGUCCCAGAGUCCCCUUCCCAUAUUCCAAAUCCCCUUGAACCCCACUGUAGUUUUUUUUAAGUUGGAGUGAUUUUGGGUGAACAUUGCCCAAAAGUAUCACUCCAAGACCCUCCAAAUGCAUGCAAACAUGCAAAACUGCACAACUCCUAAUACAAAUAUUCUAAAAAAGGGGAAAACAUCUGAAACAUUUCUGGUCUUGAGAAUUUUCGAUAUAGGAUAAUCAACCUGUGUGUAACAAUGUAGAUUAUAAUCAUUUGUUAUUUCAAAAAGGGGAAGGCUCUAUUUUCAGUGUUUUCUACUUAUUUUGUAUUAAUUCCAAAAUUCUGAGGUUCUCAGCACGGGCAACAUAUAAAGUACUGAUAACGCCUUUUCUUUAUGCCCUGGUUUUAGAUAUUGCUGAAUAAACCUAAGAAAAACACAAAA
Messenger RNA from Anolis carolinensis (green anole), 3749 nucleotides. RefSeq names its product collagenase 3. The record is from RefSeq and is a predicted model, not a curated record. NCBI's taxonomy places the organism in Eukaryota, Metazoa, Chordata, Lepidosauria, Squamata, Anolidae. The transcript is spliced from 10 exons. Bases 862 to 2283 code for a protein of 473 amino acids. Gene Ontology annotation, cellular component: extracellular matrix. Gene Ontology annotation, biological process: extracellular matrix organization; collagen catabolic process; proteolysis. Gene Ontology annotation, molecular function: metalloendopeptidase activity; zinc ion binding.